Gadus chalcogrammus (walleye pollock) is the source of this 967-nucleotide messenger RNA. RefSeq lists its product as uncharacterized. The record is from RefSeq and is a predicted model, not a curated record. Bases 191 to 967 code for a protein of 258 amino acids. Lineage: Eukaryota; Metazoa; Chordata; Actinopteri; Gadiformes; Gadidae. The transcript has 6 exons.
CCCGUUGCUAGAACACGGCAGCGCCAAACAUUUCAGCGACGACUGCUUCCUCAACUGGGGCAAUACAGAGCUGGACUUGCUCAACGUCUGAAAAUCAAGUCUGGAUCAGUACCAACUCUCCUCGGCUCAGCUACAAACCUCGAAAAAGCCAGCUCAUCAAGUGCUUACAUUCAGCAGCUUCUUUCAAGGGAUGUUGCCUGCCAGACAGAAAACCUGGAAACGCAUAUUUGUAGGCACAAAGCUAUCCUUAAAGUCUAUGCAGCCCCAUUUUAAAAGUGAAGUAGACUGCGAUGCCUUUGGAGACCGUAGCACUCAUCACAACGCCACCUCAGAGAGUCUGGGUGUGGACGCACCUGGCUCCUCCCACAUGUCCAGUCACUGCAAGGAGCUGAAGAUUCUGAGCGUCUACGGAAAAGGGGAGGGCCCACUGGCGACGGACGGCCAUGACACCCUCUUCACCACGUCAGAAGUGGAGGCCCUGAACUCGCUGUCUGCGGACCACAGCGUGGCCAAGAGCCUGGAGCGCGGCGAGCGGCUGGUCUGCCGCGAGGAGCUGAGUGUGCAGCAGACCCCAGACACCAUUUCAAUCAAGGUUGAAGAGGAUAUUGGUGGAGGCUUGCCCGCCGUAGAAGACUGCGAAGCCUUUGGAGACCGUAGCACUCAGCGCAACGGCACCUCAGAGAGUCUGGGUGUGGACGCCCCUGGCUCCUCCCACAUGUCCAGUCACAGCGAGGAACUGAAGAUUCUGAGCGUCUACGGAAAAGGGGAGGGCCCUUUGGCGACGGACGGCCAUGACACCCUCUUCUCCGCGUCAGAAGUGGAGUCCCUGAAUUCGCUGUCUGCGGACCAAAGCGUGGCCAAGAGCCUGGAGUGCGGCGAACGGCUGGUCUGCCGCGAGGAGCUGAGUGUGCAGGUGACGUUCCGAUCAAAGUGGCUACGGAAGAAGAGUGAUGAAGCGCAGAGAUAG